Messenger RNA from Vigna umbellata (rice bean), 386 nucleotides. RefSeq lists its product as uncharacterized. The record is from RefSeq and is a predicted model, not a curated record. NCBI's taxonomy places the organism in Eukaryota, Viridiplantae, Streptophyta, Magnoliopsida, Fabales, Fabaceae.
CCAAAUAACACCAUUUUAGAUCUUUUCUUUCUAUCACUCUUUUUCAUCAAAUCAAUAAAAGAUGUCAAGUACCCAACAAAACUUCAGUGCAGGCCAAACCCAAGGCCAGACUCAGGCUAAGGCCGAAAAUUUGGUCCAAUCUACGAAGGAAUCAGCUUCAGCAGCUGUUGACAAAGCUAAUGCAGCUGCUAACACAUCAGGGCAAACUGCUGAGCAAAACAAGGAGGAAGCAGCUGGUUUUCUCCAACAGACUGGGGAGCAAAUGAAGAACAUGGCUCAAGGUGCUGUGGAUAGUGUGAAACACACACUGGGAAUGGACAAGAAGUGAUCAGUGUUCAUUAGUGAAAGUGUUUUUAUAGGUUCUUGCUUAUUCCUAGUUGUUAGGG